Molecule: messenger RNA, 1998 nt
Organism: Leishmania braziliensis MHOM/BR/75/M2904
Lineage: Eukaryota; Euglenozoa; Kinetoplastea; Trypanosomatida; Trypanosomatidae
Product: putative ATP-binding cassette protein
Exons: 1
Coding region: 1-1998 (665 amino acids)
Molecular function (GO): ATP binding; ATP hydrolysis activity
Source: RefSeq, a predicted model, not a curated record
AUGGACGCGUCACAUGAAGCUGCCGAGCACUCCAAUGCCUCCGCGAUGACUCGCAAGGAGCGCAAGAAGAUUGAAAAGAGCGAGAAGCAGGCAGAGGAGCUGCGUCAACUCUCCAAGAAGGCGAACGCCGUGAACGGUGACACCGACAACCCUUUCUCCGUCACUCUCGAGACGGACCAGGUCGCGGAGGGCUCGCGCAAUAUCACCUUCAACAAGGUCUCCGUCUCUGUGAAUGGCAAGGCGCUCUUCAAGGACGCGACGGUGAAGCUGUCUGCUGGGUCUCGAUAUGGUCUUAUGGGGCCGAACGGGCGCGGAAAGUCAACAAUUCUGCGCCUGCUGGCGAGCCGUGAGCUUCCGGUGCAGUCGAACCUCGACCUGUUGUUGGUGGAACAGGAGCAGGAGUUCACUGCCUCGGAGUUGAGCGCUGUCGAUGCGGUGCUGCAGAGCCACAAGAAGCAAAACGCGUACGCCGAGGAGGCGAAGCUGCUGGGGGCCAAGGUGGAGCUCUCGGGGGCGGAGAUGGAGCGGCUGCACUUUUUGGAAGAGGAGCUCGAUAUAAUGGGUGCUGCCCAAGCGGAUGCCCGUGCCCGGCGAAUUCUCUUCGGUCUUGGCUUUCCCACCCAGUGGCAUGAGCGGCCCACGAGUAGCUUCAGCGGUGGCUGGCGCAAGCGCAUUGCCCUGGCCUCUGCCGUGUUCAUUGAGCCCGACGUGCUCAUGCUCGAUGAGCCGACGAACCACCUCGACCUGAACGCUGUCAUUUGGCUGGAGUCCUACUUGACGAAGGCGUACAGCGAGACGGCGAAGCGACCCAAGACGUUGAUCGUUGUCUCGCACGACGCGGGUUUCCUGGAUGAGGUGUGCACGCACAUGGUUCACGUUGAGAACUACCUGCUGAACUACUACCGCGGUAGCUACAGUGGCUUCGACGAGCAGUUGCAGCAGAGGCAUCAGGAGCUGGACAAGAAGUACGAAUCGGUCGCCAAGACAAUUCGCGACAAGAAGCGCAACGGCAUGUCAAACGUGCAGGUCGAGGCUUGGAUCAAGGAUCAGGUAAACAGCGGCCGCCUGGACCCGCUCUUCCUCGAGAAGAGGCGGGAUUACACCGUCAACUUCCCCUUUCCCGAUCCGCCGGAGCUGCGCGACGGGUGCGUGUGCAAGCUUGAUGACGUCUCCUUCAAUUACCCAAGUGGCCCCGUGCUGUUUCAGGGCGUGAGCUGCGCUUUAUGGACGGACAGCCGCAUCACUCUUUGUGGUCCGAACGGCAUUGGCAAGAGUACUCUGCUGAACCUCAUGACCGGUGUGCUGGAGCCGACGGCCGGGUACAUUACGCUAAACCGUCAGGUACGCAUCGGCCGCUACAACCAGCACUUUGUCGACAAGCUGCCGCUGGAGAAGACGCCGGUGGAGUGCAUCCAGGCGCUGGGGAUUCCAGAGGAAGACAAGGCGCGGCGGCUCCUGGGCAGCUUCGGCCUCGAGGGCAUUGUGCACAAGAACCAAAUAGCGACACUGAGUGGCGGCCAAAAGGCCCGAGUGGCGUUUGCGGCGAUCAGCGCCGAGUCCCCGCAUUUUCUCCUCUUUGAUGAGCCUACAAACCACUUGGACGUUGAGUCAAUCGAGGCGCUCUGCACGGCCAUUCGUGGCUUCAAGGGCGGCGUGCUGGUUGUUACCCACGACGCACGCCUCAUCGAGUCGACAGAGAUGCAAAUCUGGGUCGCCGGGGCCAAGAAGGUGAUGCCGUUCAACGGCUCCCUGGACGACUACAAGAAUGUGGUGCGUGCUGAGUUCGAGAAGGAGGAGGCGAUGCGUCAAGAGGACCGCAAGCAGCUGCUCGAGGACAAGGCGGCAACCCGCCAGCUGAAGCAGAGCGGUGCGGCAGAUGUGGCGCAGGCGAUGCAGAAGAAGCAGAAGGAACAUCACGAGCACGCACAGGGCCUCGAUGCGUUCCUCAGCGCUGCCACAAAGAAGAAACCCAAGAAGAUGAAGGAGGAGAAGAGUUAG